This is a messenger RNA of Drosophila busckii, 1067 nucleotides long. It is a transcript of the gene Coq3, whose product is annotated as ubiquinone biosynthesis O-methyltransferase. Gene Ontology annotation, molecular function: 2-methoxy-6-polyprenyl-1,4-benzoquinol methyltransferase activity. The coding region runs from base 144 to 1004 and encodes 286 amino acids. The record is from RefSeq and is a predicted model, not a curated record. Gene Ontology annotation, biological process: ubiquinone biosynthetic process. Lineage: Eukaryota; Metazoa; Arthropoda; Insecta; Diptera; Drosophilidae. The transcript has 4 exons.
UAAAUAAAUUCGAUUUCUUUUAGUUAACCUAACGCAAGCAAAUUCAAAUUUGUGUACAUCGAUAACAAAUCGAUAAAUCGUAAUACGCACCUCACCAGUGAUAGAAAUGUAAAUACACACAGUUUUAGAGUCACAUAGAAAAUAUGCUGCGAAGUUUGUCUUUUCUGAAGGAACGCAGUAUUACAAGCUGUCGACCAUUUGCUGGUACUAUAGCUAGAAAAAGUAGCGAACAACAAACUGCAGAAACUGCACGCGAGGUAAAACAUCAUGAGAAUCUGGCCGGCAAUUGGUGGGAUAAGAAAGGUCCGAUGGGAGCACUUCAUGCGCUAAACGAAAUACGAGUACCUUUUAUACGUGAUGGAUUGGUAACGCGGGGAAAUGUCGAAUCACGUUAUAUAAACACUACAAAGGUUUUGCAUGGACAGCGCAUAUUGGAAGUGGGAUGUGGUGCAGGCUUGCUCACAGAGCAAUUAGCACGACUCGAUGCACAUGUGACGGGCAUUGAUCUGGGCGAGGAGCUUGUCAAGACAGCACGCGCUCAUUUGACAGAUUGCAGCGCUGAGCUGAGCUCCAAAGUGCAGUAUAAAAUGGAAUCUAUAGAACAGCAUACCAAGUCGCAUGGAGAACAUUAUGAUGCUGUCGUGGUGUCUGAGGUAUUGGAGCAUGUAGAGGAUAAGGUAGCGUUAUUGCAAGAUUGCGUGCGCUCGCUUAAGCCAGGCGGCUCAAUUUUUAUAACAACUAUGAACCAAACGUUGCCUAUGUGGCUCGGCGGCGUUGUUCUCGGAGAGUAUUGUCUAAAUCUGGCACCCAAGGGUACGCAUCACUGGGACAAAAUGAUAUCACCGCUGGAUGUGCAACGCAUCUUGGACACAAUGAAUUGUCAGACUGUUUUGUUGAAUGGCAGCACCUACGAUUUUUGGCGAAACACUUGGCGCUGGAUAAACUCCACUCAAAUGUGCUAUGCACUGCAAGCCGUAAAGGAAGUGCCAGCGGACUGUAACUGAGCUUAGUACUUAAGCAAUGUAUUUUACAACUAUAUUUAAUAAGUAAAGAAUAUUAGACUUGUA